Molecule: messenger RNA, 1394 nt
Organism: Triticum dicoccoides
Lineage: Eukaryota; Viridiplantae; Streptophyta; Magnoliopsida; Poales; Poaceae
Product: plant cysteine oxidase 5-like
Exons: 5
Coding region: 254-1072 (272 amino acids)
Molecular function (GO): oxidoreductase activity, acting on single donors with incorporation of molecular oxygen, incorporation of two atoms of oxygen
Source: RefSeq, a predicted model, not a curated record
CAACAUCAUUUCUGGUGAGGUGCCCUUUUCUUCACCAACCGAGUAAGUUGCAAGUACAAGAUGGGAAGUCUCUCAUGAGCAGCGGAAGAGAGCUCCACGGGACCGUCUUUCCUCCUCUCUCGUCGCCCCUUCCAAGGCUGUCAAGGAUUGUUCAAUCUGUCUCGGAAGAAUGUGUUCAGAGUGAAUUCUUCUGAGGGCUGAGACUUAUUUAUUAAAUUAUUAACUUAUUAACUUAUAUAAGGCCUUGCCUUCUAUGGCUGCAAUCCAGAAGCUUUAUGAGGUCUGCAAAGCAUCAUUAUCUGAAAAGGGGCCAUCAUCUCCUGAAGCCGUCGAAAAUGUUCGUGCUGUAUUAGAUAUGAUCACACCUUCUGAUGUUGGACUUGAGUGUGAAGCACAAGCUGUUCGUGUUUGGAGAAGACCACGAGUGUUGAAUAGGAAAACAGUGCUCCAUUCAAGCCCAGCGAUUAGAUAUCGUCAUAUAUAUGAGUGCAAAAGCUUCUCUAUUGGAAUAUAUUGCAUACCAGCAUCAUCCAUCAUUCCACUGCACAACCAUCCAGGCAUGACUGUGCUCAGCAAACUUCUCUAUGGUAAAGUGCAUGUCAAAGCGUAUGAUUGGAUUGAUAUAGAGGAACCCGGUAACUUAUCAAAAGUCAGACCAGCCAAGGUUGUGAGGGAUGGUGAAAUAUCUGCGCCUUGCGCGGCGAUGGUGCUUCGUCCAACAGGGGGUGGGAAUGUCCAUGCCCUGAAAGCCAUCACUCCCUGUGCUAUCUUGGACAUCUUGUCUCCUCCUUACUCGUCAAAGGAUGGGAGGCAUUGCUCCUACUUCCGGAGACGCCAAAAGUCGCACCCGACGGGUCAGUGCCGUGAUCUCCCCUGGACGAAGAACAACCAUGAUUUACUAACAAAGGACGGCUUCAGUAUCUCAAUUACUUACAUGUUUGCUAUUGUUUCUCCAGGCAUUUUAUGGGACCGAACAAGGGAGUCUGAAUUUGUCUGGCUGGAAGAAUACCAGCCCCGUGACAACUUUGUUAUUAGAAGAGACCUGUACACAGGACCUACUUUGGAGCUGUGAACCCACCUUUCGUUCAUAACGUGCUCGGCGCUAUAGUUAUGCUUGCCCUAACACUUUUAAGUUAUAUAUCAAGAAGCACACAGAUACGCGUAAUGCAAAAAGAUUGUUGUCUUUUGUUCUCUUUGAAAUUUUUAUUUAUAGGCACUCUUUGGGAAUUUGAUCUAAUAAAACUAUUGUAAGAUGAUGUUAUUGUAUAUUUCAGGUUGUGUAACAUGUUGGCAAAAUAUUUGUAUCUAACUAUAUGUACCAAUUGGAAGGCGCUUUUGAGCCUUCCUCUCAAUAUGAACCUUUCUUGGAAAUGCCGACAGAAAUAUUUUCAUAA